AUGGGAAAGCUUGUAGCCCUUGGUAUAUCACUCAUCCUUGUUGUUGGUGUCGUCAUCGGUACGGUUGUUGGUGUAAACAAAGGUAGGCAUCCCAAGGAUGACUUGUCUGCAAAAGACAUUGCCAGCGGUGGUACAUCAGCGACAAUGAAAAGCGUCAGCGCAAUCUGUGCCUCCGCCGACUACAAGGAUUCUUGCAUUAAAACCCUUACCCCUGUAGCCAAAAAUGAAAGUUCUACCCCUCAUGACUACCUCAAGGCUGCCUUUGAGGCCAUCGUCCAGGAGGUGCAAGCAGCAAUGGAAAAGUUUGGUGUCAUAGGAAAAGACGCCAAUAGCUCCAUCGAUAAGAUGGCAGUCGGGGAUUGCAAGGAUUUGAUGCAAUUUGCUAUCGCAGAGCUCCAAUCCGCCAUCUCCAUGGUGGAGGACCCUGAUAGGUACCCAGCAAGUGAUCCUGUUGCGGAGUUCAAGAACUGGUUGAGCGCUGUCGUGUCUUACGAAGAGACAUGCACCGAGGGAUUCGAACAGCCAAAGCUGAAGAGCUCAAUGGAGAACGGGCUCCUCAAUGCCACUCAGCUUACUGGCAACGCCCUCACCAUUGUCACCGAGUUGUCUGCGAUACUCAAAGCCUUAAAUAUCCGCUUUGACACAAACAUCAACUCUCGACGCCGACUUUUAGAUGCACAGGGUUACCCUAAUUGGUUCACACUAAAGGACCGUAAGCUUUUAGCUCUGCAAGGCAAUGGACAGUUGACACCCAAUGCAGUGGUAGCCAAGGAUGGUAGUGGGCAAUAUAAGACAAUUGCUGAAGCAAUUGCCGCAUGCCCCAAGAAUAGCGUAUCUAGAUAUGUUAUCUAUGUGAAAGCCGGGACCUAUGAUGAAUACAUUAUAGUUACCAAAGGUCAAAAUAAUAUUUUCAUGUAUGGAGAUGGGCCAACGAGUACAAUUGUCACCGGAAAGAAGAGCAACGCUGCAGGCAUCUCAACAUUUCAGACAGCCUCAUUUUCUGUUAUUGCGGAUGGAUUCAUCGCCAAGUCGAUGGGAUUCGAAAACACAGCCGGUCCCCAAGGGCACCAAGCAGUGGCGCUUCGCGUCCAAGGUGAUAAAGCGGCAUUCUUCAAUUUUAUCAUGGAAUCAGCCAUUGGUGAUUUCAUAAGACCUGAAGGGUGGAUGCCAUGGAAUGGCACCUUUGCACUCGAUACUUUGUUAUAUGCUGAGUAUAACAACCGUGGUCCAGGUGCUAAUACCGCCCAAAGGGUCAAAUGGAAGGGUUUCAAGGUCAUCACCGAUAGGAAUAAGGCUCUUCGUUUUACUGCUGGACCAUUCCUUCUAGGGAAUGAGUGGUUGAAAGACACCGGAGCACCUUUCAUCCUUGGAUUGAAGUACUAA
Nelumbo nucifera (sacred lotus) is the source of this 1383-nucleotide messenger RNA. Lineage: Eukaryota; Viridiplantae; Streptophyta; Magnoliopsida; Proteales; Nelumbonaceae. The record is from RefSeq and is a predicted model, not a curated record.